Messenger RNA from Strongylocentrotus purpuratus (purple sea urchin), 481 nucleotides. Its product is annotated as serum paraoxonase/arylesterase 2. NCBI's taxonomy places the organism in Eukaryota, Metazoa, Echinodermata, Echinoidea, Camarodonta, Strongylocentrotidae. The transcript is spliced from 3 exons. The record is from RefSeq and is a predicted model, not a curated record. The coding region runs from base 31 to 396 and encodes 121 amino acids. Gene Ontology annotation, molecular function: arylesterase activity.
AUCGAUAAAGUAGCCUGGGAUCCUGUAGGAAUGGACAUCUGGGAGAGUGGAUCAAAAGAUAAUCCCAAACUGUCCCUCUAUGUCGUGAACAGGCAACCUGACAGAAUAGGGAUUGAGGUAUUUGACUUUUCAUACAAGAACAAGGUUCCUACCUUAACACAUCAAAGAAGAAUACAUCACAAGAACAUUUGGAGUCCCAAUGAUGUUGUUUUGGUGGAUGAAAAUCGUUUCUACACAACAAAUGAUGCAUAUCUUCCCCCACCUAUCGACAUUCUAGAGGUCAUAUUUCAGCUUAGCUACGGCAGUGUGGCAUACUAUGACGGACGUGAUGCCAGGAUCGUUGCCAAAGGACUGAAGCUUGCUAAUGGUGUAAACCUCUCUCCUAACAAAAAGUAAACCAAUCCACCACUUGGUGUCAUAUAUCUUUGAUAUUAAAUAUAAGCCUGUGGUUAAGAUCUUUUAGAAAUAUCAGACAAACUGG